AUGAAAACAGAGAACGCCUCAAGCCAAUUAUUAAAAACGAUUCAAUUGUGUGGACGCUUAGGUUUACCUUUGCGAGGACACAUGGAUGAUGGUUAUCUUAAUCCAACUCAAACAGAUAAAGCACUAACUUGCCAACAAGGUAAUUUUAGAGCGCUUUUGACAUUAAGAAUCAAUCCAUUGUGCAUUUGCAUUCGAUAUGUUGGCAAAGAUGGCGUCGUUAAAGAGGAAUUUGUUGGAUUUGGGAAAAUUGAAGAUUUUACAGCCAAAGGCAUUUUUGAGGAAAUGGUUCAGAGACUCACAACUUUGGGGCUAGACAUUAGUUGUUGUGUUGGUCAGGGUUAUGAUGGAGCAUCUACAAUGUCUGGUUAUGUUAGCGGUGUUCAAGCAUUAUUCAAAAAUAUUUGUCCUACAGCCAUUUACGUUCACUGUUCUAGUCAUUUACUAAAUCUUGUGCUGAAUCAUUCUUCUGCUGUUGUUUGUAUAAGGAAUAUGUUUGACGUUGUCUCAGAAGUAAUCAAUUUCAUUAAAAAGUCUCACAAGCGACGAGCAAUAUUUUCCUGUACAUUAAUAGGCUAUUGUGAAACUAGAUUUAUUCAACGUCACGAUGCUCUGAAAUUUGUUGACCAUUUCAAUGACAUUAUUGUUGGUUUAAAAGAAAUCCAUGAAAACAAUGACCAAAAGUUUGAUGCAAAGACACAACAACAUGCUUAUUCAUUACUUGUUGCAUUGCGUAACCCUUCUUUCUUAGUCAGUCAAGCCUGUGCGAAGAAGUUAAUGAGUCUAACUGUAUGGCUAUCCAAGAAACUGCAAGCAGUGUCUUUGGCAUUGUAUGAUGCUGUAGCUUUGGUGGAUGACAUUACUACUGAAGUUGGCCGAUGGAGAACAGACGAGACAGAGUGGCAAGGCCAUGAAUUUACUGCAUUCAAUCAGAAUGAACAUCUUGCUAAAAUGGCCGAAUGUGACAUUACAAAACCCCAUUUAAGUUCCAAUAGUGUAUGGCGAACAACAUUUACAGAUUUUCAAGAACUUAAUGCUGCUGACUACUUUAAAAUAGUUAUAUGUUUCCCUUACUUGGAUAGUGUUUUGUUACAGUUCAGGGAAAAAUUUUGUAACCAUUCUGUAACUGCACUUCUGUUAUCUAAAGUUGCUACAGGAUCUGCAUCGCCCAAAGAUUUAAUAGCUAUUCAUUUGUUUUAUAGCAGGUUUCUAAAAUGCACAGUAGAAGAACUAGUGAACCAGUUUCACAUACUUAAAACCUUUCUCUCAUGUUCAUGUAACAAAAACAAUAGUCUACAAAAGUUGUUUGGUGAAAUAUCAAAAGAAAGAUUUCCUAUUAUAUACAUUUUUUCACAAAUUUCAAUCACUCUUUCUGUAACAUCUUGUGAACUAGAACGUUGCUUCAAUGCUCUAAAGCUUUUAAAAUCAAGAAUACGAUCUUCUAUGGUCGAUCAUCGCUUAAAUGGUCGUCUUGCCCUUAUGUUCAUUCACCCAGAAAUUAAUAUUGACUCAGACAUGGUUAUCAAUGAAUUUGUCUUGAGAACACGCAAAUUGGAUUUUGUGUUAUAA
Messenger RNA from Hydra vulgaris (swiftwater hydra), 1566 nucleotides. The record is from RefSeq and is a predicted model, not a curated record. NCBI's taxonomy places the organism in Eukaryota, Metazoa, Cnidaria, Hydrozoa, Anthoathecata, Hydridae.